Molecule: messenger RNA, 960 nt
Organism: Acaulospora morrowiae
Lineage: Eukaryota; Fungi; Glomeromycota; Glomeromycetes; Diversisporales; Acaulosporaceae
Source: the annotation of a GenBank genome assembly
AUGCCAAAAACCAGAAAAGCAAGCCUCGAAUUUACCUCGCAAAGUUUGUCGGACACGUCUUCAAAGAACUUUGGCACAAGGCUUCAAACCGCAAACGCCAGAAAUUCUCGUCUUAACAAAGAAGUUUCCCCAUAUUUCCCUACGGAAGGUGAGGUGGACGAAAGUAUUGCAAGACAGACGUUGACGGAGGCGGCCGUAAUAAAUUCGUCGUCCAAGAAAACCGUAAAAACGAAUGUUUCAAUCACUCAAAAAUCCACGAAACCACCAACUAACUGGGAAGAGGUGUAUCAGAGUAUUAAAGAAUAUCGAAAAACCUUGGUCGCACCUGUGGACGUGAUGGGUUGUGAAAGACUAGCAGAGGAACCUAGUAAAGAGAUCACACCUCAGACAUCCAGAUUUCAGUCACUAGUAGCGUUGAUGCUCUCUUCGCAAACCAAGGAUCAAGUUACUGCCGCAGCCAUUCAUGAGCUUCGCCAAAAACUUUCAGGAGGUUUAAACCUGAAGAGUGUAUUGCAGGCGGACGAAGAAUAUUUGGAUCAAUGCAUCUCGAAGGUCGGAUUUCAUCGUAAAAAGGCAAAAUAUAUGAAACAAGUGGCAGAAAUUUGUCAAGAUAAGUACAGCGGGGAUAUUCCCAAUACCGUGGAAGAAUUAAUGAAGUUACCGGGAGUCGGUCCUAAAAUGGCCUAUCUGUGCAUGAAUUCAGCAUGGAAACAGAAUGAAGGUAUUGGAGUGGACGUCCACGUGCACAGGAUCACCAACCGAUUAGGAUGGUGUAAAACAGAGAAGGCCGGUCCAGAGGGAACGCGACAGGCAUUAGAAUCGUGGUUGCCACGUAAUCUUUGGCAGGAAAUAAACCCGAUGCUUGUCGGAUUCGGACAAACUACGUGUCUUCCCCGGAUGCCCAAAUGCACCGAAUGCCCAGUGAAAGACAAAUGUCCUUCUAGUGGGAAAAAGUCAUGA